CUGGGCGAGAGAGACAGACUGAGAGAGGUGGAUCAGAUGCAAGGUCUGCAGCUAAAAUCCCUGUUUUCCAGCAGCCCUAGCCGUGAGGGGACGGGAGAGGUUCUCCAACUGGGGCCGUGUCCUUCCACAUUAGCGACGCAGAGAGAAUCCUCCAUCUUCCCAGUUAACCUGCGCUGCUCUCCCAUCCUUCCCUCCCUCCCUUCUCCUCGCCCCUCCUCUCUCCUUCCCUCCCCGCAGCCGGCCGCAGGGACUGACAGGGAGGCUGAGCGACUGCUAUGGGCAAAGCCUGCCCCUUCCCCUAGCAGCAACGUCACAGCAUUAGCAGCAGCAGUGGCAACAACGCUGGGCUAAGAUUGCGCAGCCCCUCUGCAUUGUCAGAGAUGCAGCUAUAAGAAGCCAAAAAUGCCGAUGAAGACAUUUUUCUGACCCCCUCGGCCCACAGGCUCCCACGCGCUCCUCCGUAUCCUGGAAGAGAGCCCUGGUCGACCGGCUUGCCUGCAGCCCUAGACCCAGCUGUCAGGGGCAGGAGCCCAGCCCGGAGAGGAAGGCUUCUUGCAGAGGUACCGGGCUCUCCUGAUGAGCUGCGUCCCGUCCCCUGGGGCUCCGGGGUCAGGGUCCAGCGCCACUGAUGCCACAGGCUACGCUCUGCAGAAUGGAUAGCCCCCCUAAACUGACCGGAGAGACCCUCAUCGUCCACCACAUCCCCCUGGUUCACUGCCAGGUCCCCGACCGGCAGGGCUGCAGCGGGGGCAAGCGGGCCAACCCCUUCCGCCUGGCCGACCCCGGGGCCCCUCGCCCCAACCGGGACCCGGCGCAGGCCGACACGCUGCUCUACGGCGGCCUGCUGGGUGCUCCCGGGGGGCCCGUGGGACCCCAGGAGAGCUCCGAGCACAGGACCCCGGGUGGGAGGGCGACGGGGGCCUCCAAGAGGCACAACCCCUUCCUGCUGCGGGACAACGAGCCGGGCCUCGGCGACCCGUACGCCGAAGACCGGGCCCCCGCCUCCUUCCGCCUGCACGGGGAUGGCCCAGCCACGCUCCCGCUGCGGGAGCUGGGCCUGCCCCCCUUCCAGCUGCAGCAGCGGCCCCCCGGCCCCGCCCGGGGGAGGCCCUGGGGCUCGGCCAGCCGCACCGGGGGGGCGGAGGGGCGAGAGGAAGAGCUGCUCAGCAACGCCGAGGCCCAGAGACACCCGAACGGGAACGGGUGCCCCCGGGCCUCCGAGGCCGCGGAGCUAGACGACUGCGACUGCGCCCGCGGCCAGCGGGGCUGGGAACCGGGCCCCGACGACUCUCCGAGGGACCCCGGGGCCCCGGCCGGCCGCUCCGGCUCGGAGGCCCGGCCCGGCCGCUCGGGCAGCUCGUCCAGCCAGUCGGAGGCCACGGACCAGCCCAUGGGCUACGUCAGCGACUCGUCCUGCAACAGCUCGGACGGCGUGCUGGUCACCUUCAGCGCCCUGUACGACAAGCUGCACCGCCACUCCCGCUCCAACCUCAACGCCGCCCCGCUGUCCUGCGACUCUUCCGUCUGCAGCCAGUCCGACCCCGGCACCUUCUACCUGGACCUGCAGCCUUCCCCGACCGAGCCCGGGGCCGCGUGGGAGGCCCAGCCCCGGGACGGCGGGGGCCGGGGCCGCGACUGCCCCCGCGCCGCGUCCCCGGGCCUGGACACCAACCGCAAUGCCUACCACCCGCACCGCGAGGCGGGGGCCCCGGGGGACUCCCCCUCCUCCUCCUCCGACCUCACCGCCUGCUUCCAGAGCCAGGCCCGCCUCGUGGUGGCCACGCAGAACUACUAUAAACUCGUCACCUGCGAUCUGUCUUCCCAGUCGACGCCCAGCCCCGCGGGCUCGUCCAUCACCAGCUGCUCGGAGGAGCCCACCCGGGCCAGCCCCGGCCCGGACCCCGGCCGGCCCACCGAGUACUACCUGUUCCGGAGGCCCGAGGCCGAGCCGGAGCCGGGCCGUGAGGCCGGGGGCGAGGGCUCCCCGCGGGCCGGCGCGGGGCCCGGCGCGAUCGAGGGGCGGGUGUACGUCAACGUGUCUCCCCCCAACCUCAACAGCGGCCGGCAGCGCUCACGCAGCUACGACCGCAACCUGGCCCGCAGCCCCCCGGCUCGGCCGGGCUCCCUGGAGCGCAUGCUGAGCUGCCCGGUGCGGCUGAGCGAGGGCCACGCGGCCCUGGUGGCCCAGGCCUCCCCGGGGCCUCGGAGGGUCACCUCCUUCGCCGAGCUGGCCAAGGGUCGGAGAAAGGCCGGGGGCUCCCCGCCUCAGCGGUCCGGCGGGGACUCCUCCCUGGAAUUCUCCCCCGUCCCCGAGCGGCGGGGGGACGGUCCGGGCUACCCGGAGGAGGGGGCCCGCCGCAGCCACAGUCUGCCCCCCAUGCCCUUUGUCUACUGCCCGGACCCCAGCCGGGAGGGCUUCGGGGACGGUCCCCAGCCGCCCCGUCCCCGGGAACGGGGGCCCCCCGGCUUCGGGCCAGCCGAGCAGGCCCCCCUGGCUCUGAGGAUGGACGACGCGAGGCUCCCCUUCCCGGGGAACCCCGCGGGCGCCAGCCGCGGACAAAGGGAUGUGAGAGCCCGAGCCGACGGAGGCACGGGAGCUGAGCCCCGACCGGUGGUGCGCUACAGCAAGGAGCAGCGCCCGACCACCCUGCCCAUCCAGCCCUUCGUGUUCCAGCACCAUUUCAGCAAACAGCUGCCCAAGGGCCGGCCCCUGCCCAGCCACUUCACGUCCAGCCUCUCCCAGCUCUACGGCCUCUCCGGCAGCGGCCGGGCCCCCGCCGGCCUGUCGGCCUCCUCCGCCUGCCGGGCCUCGGCCAACUCCUCCUCCGCAGGGGAGCCGCUCGCCCGCGGGGCGGGCACCGGUCCGGCUCCAGCCCUUCGGGCGGUCGAUGGGGCCGGGUCCCUCGCCGCCGGAGGCAACGGGAAUCCGGCGCCGGAGAGCAGCCGUCCAUCGCCCCUGGGCAGCUACUCUCCCAUCCAGAGCGCCGGGCCCUUCGGCCAGAGCUCGGACUCCUCGGCCUCCUGCUCCCCGCCGCCCGAACGGGCCGGGGAUGGGCUUCCUCCCCGCAGUCGCUCCUGCCCCACGGCUGCCAACCUGCUCCCCCGUCGUGCGGUCCCCCCAUCGGGCCCCUCCCGCCACCCGGAGUCUCCCCCUUCCCGGGACCAGUCCGCACCCGCUUCGGAGGCCUCGCCGCUGCCUGGGUACCGGCUCCACAAGGCUCUGCCGCCCCUGGGCCGAACGGAGUCCCUGGGCCGGGGCGGCGGCGAGGGCAGCGGGCACCUUGGAAGCGUGGCGGCUCGGCCUACCAACGCCAACCACCUGUCCCCGCAAGCGUUGAAGUGGCGGGAGUACAGGCGGAGGAACCCCUUGGGCCUGGCGCAGGGCGCGGGGACGGCCAACUUGGCGAGCAGCCUGGACCGGACGCAGCAGGAGGCCUGGCCGGCCCGGAGGAACCCCAUCUUCGAGUUCCCCGGCUCCCUCGGUGCCGCUAGCCACCUCCACUCCCGUCUGACUGGACAGUCUGUGCGCCAGCUGCAACUGAAUCACACCGACUUCUUCCCCGACUAUUUCUCUCUGACUGAGAAACCGCCAGCCGAAUUCUGCCUGUCUCCAGAUGGCAAUACCGAAUCCAUCUCCAUUGACCUCCUGCAGAAGAAAGGGCUGGUGAAGGCCGUCAACACUGCCGUGGAUCUCAUCGUGGCCCACUUUGGGACCAGCCGAGACCCGGGAGUAAAGGCCAAACUGGGCAAUAGCUCGGUGAGCCCCAACGUGGGACACCUCAUCCUCAAGUACCUGUGCCCGGCCAUCCGGGCCGUGCUGAGCGACGGGCUCAAAGCCUACGUGCUGGACGUCAUUGUCGGUCAGCGGAGGAACCUGCCCUGGAAUGUGGUGGAGGCCUCCGCUCAGCUGGGUCCGUCCACCAGGGUCCUUCAUGGGCUUUACAGCAAGGUCAGCCAAUUCCCCGAGCUCACCAACCACUCCAUGCGCUUCAACGCUUUCAUCUUCGGCCUCCUCAAUAUCAGGUCUCUGGAGUUCUGGUUCAACCACCUGUACAACCACGAAGACAUCAUCCAGGCGCACUACCAGCCCGUCGGUUUCCUGUGCGUGGCGCACGGUGUCUGCCAGGCCCAGUUCGAGGAACUGCUGCUGCUGCUGCAGCCCCUGUCCCUGCUGCCCUUCAGCCUGGACCUGCUCUUCGAGUACCACCUGCUGCAGAGCGGCCACCGACAGCAGCAGCACAAGGAGAUGCUGCGGGUGACGCAGGGGUUGCUGCGGUCUGCCCACUCCACCCUGCAGCGCUCACGGGCCCGGGGCGUCCUUCCCAGCCCACCGCCCGCCACCGGGCACGGGGACCAGGAGGGGACGGCCCCGGGGGAGCGGGUGAAGGGGGUGGGGGCCUCCGCAGGGGAGGAGGAAGACGAGGAGGAGAAGAGGGAGGAGAAGGAAGAGGAAGCGGCGGCGGAGGCCGGGCCGGUGGGCAUAGCGGGCGAGGGGCGGGGACGGGAGCGGGACCGGCAGGCCGGCUGGUGGUACCAGCUGAUGCAGAGCUCCCAGGUCUACAUCGACGGCUCGGCGGAGGCCUCCAAGUUCAGCCGCAACGAGAAGAAGAAAAGGGGACCCACUCCGCCCCGCCCCCCCCGAGAAGGGGUGGUAGAGGGGGCCGAGGCCUGCCCGGCCCCCGAGGGCCACGGGGAGGGAAGGCCGGAGACCGUCGCCGGGGGCAAGCGGGAGGAAGAGCAGCCGCGGCAGGCGGAGGAGGUGGGCCCGGGCAGGGAGAGGAGCCGGCCCUUCUGGAUGGGGAGCCCCCCCGAUUCGGUGCUCACGGAGCUGAGGCCUAGCCAGGAGCGGGAGGGGCCCGCCGCCCCGCAGCCGGGGAGAGAGGAGGGCCCGCCAGAGCCGGGCCAGGGCUUGAGGUGGGGGCACCUGUUCGGCUCUCGCAAGGCACCGCAAGAGACCCGCACGCCCAACAGACUGCCCUCAGGCUGGCUGAGCCUGGACAGGUCCGUGUUCCAGCUGGUGGCCCAGACCGUGGCCGCCGGGACCCGGAGAGAGCCGGCGCCCGGGGGACGUGGAGAGAAGGAGCCCGCCGCGGAGUCCCCCGCCGCGGACCGAUCCUGUGAAGUUCAGGCAUUGUGUCACCACAUGGCCACGGAGCCCGGCCACCUCAGCUUCCGCAAGGGAGAGCGCCUGCGGUUGCUGGGCCCGGCCGGCGAGGACUGGCUUCGCUGCGCCCGGGGCUCCGAAAGCGGCCUAGUGCCCUUAACCCACGUGACGCCGUCCGGUGCGCACCAGGACUGAAGACGCCCCGACCACCCUCGUGGUCCCCCUCGCCCGAGACCCCCCCCCAGGCCGGACUCUGGAUCCUCGGCCGUCCUCCCCCCGCCACCGCCCCGUGCAUGCCGGAGCCACCGGGGCCUUCCUGCGUCUCAGCCGGGGCUGGGGCUGCGGAGAGCACAGGCCCGACGCGGGGCCGAACGGCCCCCCGCCCCUCCGCGCCCCCCGGCCCCGGCCCUCCCCGAGGGCCCGCCCGGCUCCCAGGGGAGGGUGCGUUCUGGGGGCUGCCCCCGCCCACGUCCCCGAGUGAGAUGUUUCCCUCCUGCUCCCUUCCUCCGCAUCUCCACUCCGCAUCAAUCCCAGGCGUCCCAUCGGCCCAGCCCAAGACACGUCUCAGUCCCCGGGGCCCCCCUCCCCUCCCCUGAUCUGCCGGCUCACGGCCCCCGGUAGCAUCCACCCUGACCUUGGGGGCCAGGCCUCGAUGCCUCCUCCCCGGGAAGAGGGCGGCGUCCCCCCCGCCCUCCCCCUCGAAGCGAAGAGGCCCAGGCGGCGUUGCGGGGGACGGGUGGAGGGCAGAGCGUCAGUAUUGGGACCCGACCCUGCUGUACAUAGGCCGCAGCCGUGCUAGCCUGGCAUCCCGAGAGGGGGCUGGACUGGGUUUAUUUAUUUAUUUAUGCGUAUUAAUAAAAAAGGUUCUCAGCGA
Molecule: messenger RNA, 5978 nt
Organism: Tachyglossus aculeatus (Australian echidna)
Lineage: Eukaryota; Metazoa; Chordata; Mammalia; Monotremata; Tachyglossidae
Gene: RUSC2
Product: RUN and SH3 domain containing 2
Cellular component (GO): cytoplasmic vesicle
Molecular function (GO): protein binding
Source: RefSeq, a predicted model, not a curated record